This is a messenger RNA of Medioppia subpectinata, 678 nucleotides long. NCBI's taxonomy places the organism in Eukaryota, Metazoa, Arthropoda, Arachnida, Sarcoptiformes, Oppiidae. The record is from the annotation of a GenBank genome assembly.
AUGGACAUAACAGCUGUUCCUACAUUAGGUUAUUAUAAUAUUCGGGGCGCGGCUCAACCCAUACGAUUGUUGUUGAAGUAUAAAGACGUGAAUUUCACCGACAAAUACUACGGCAAAUUUGGCGGUGAUUUGGAUUUAUAUAGAGGUAACUGGUUAAAAGAAAAAUUUACAUUGGGCUUUGAUUUUCCCAACAUACCAUAUUACAUGGAUGGUUCCAUAAAAAUAACCCAGAGUUUAGCCAUUAUGCGAUACUUGGCGAGAAUACACGGACUGAUUGCCACCGACGAGGCAGGACUCGUACGCCAGGAUGUGUUGGAACAACAUUUGAUUGAUGUUAGAAAUGAGCUUAUCGCCGUAGUAGUAGGUGAUCACUUCGAAAGCAACAAAGUCAAAUAUAUCGCAAAAACUCUACCCAAACAGUUGGACGGUUUGUCACGGUUUUUGGGUACCCGUCAGUGGUUUACCUGUAAUAAUAUAAAUUAUGUAGACUUCUUAGCGUACGAACGACUCGAUUGGUUGCGUCUUUUCAGUCCCGAAACCGUCGAUAAGUACCAGAAUUUGGUUCAAUUGUUGACUCGUUUUGAGAGUUUACCGCCGAUUAAGGCAUAUAUGAAAUCACCGGAGUUUAUAAGUUGGCCACUCUUUGGACCGCACGUUGUCUGGGGAUACAAAAAAUAA